AUGGGUUUGGGCUUUAUGGCCCGAGAUGGCUCACGCAAUCUACUACGCAGAGCUUUCUCCCCAACAUUUUGGUUCGAUCAUUGCUGGCCAGCCUCACGCAAGUAUUGGUUCUCUCUGUUGUUCAUCGCCGUCAUCUGCGCCAAAAUUCUUCACAUUUACUCGCAUCUGAACUCAUUACCUCUCGGACAAUUAAUCGUCUGGGGCCCCACAUUCUUUUUACAAGAUGUAGUUUGUAUCUUCCUAACCCACAGCCUGUGUGCUGAUUACCAGCACCGUUGGGCACGUGCCAUAGUGGCCUUGCUGGUCGUUCCGACUAGUUUGGCAAUGUCCGGUCUGUCAGCCGCCAAUAUCUCUUUCUACGUCGCAACCGGAGCCGAAAUCCACUGGAAACAAGCGCACAACUUCCACGGCGACAAGGCCGCCGUCAAAACGAUGCUCACCGGCUUAACGGGUUUAAUUAUCGUCGAGAUUGCAUUUGUUGCCGCAUCAUGGCUUUCUACACCACAUCUAUACAAUUGGACUGAGGGGAUUGUGUCAAUCUUUAGGAGUGUUCUGCCGUCCGCCUGUCGCAGGAAACGAGCUUCUCCGAUCUUAAAAAGAUAUGAGCGAGUCGCGCCUGAGGACUGGGAGGAGGAUCGAAUGGCUGUUGAAUCGAGCUCGGGCUUGCAGGAAAUGAACACAACCCAAGCAAAUGUAACGAAUGAAUCUCGGCAUUCUCGUUGGGUCCGAGUCUUUGUUCUCACAUUUACUGGCUUUGCGGUUCUUUUGCGUUGCAUUCGCCCGUCAAAUUCUGCCUAUAACUUUCUAUCUGAGACUGUUAUUGUCACACCGUUUGAUAAGGAUCAGUCUCGCGCACCCUCAUCGUUCGAUCUACUUGAGUUGACAGGUGAUUACAGCUGGUUGGGCAAUCGCACUGCCCUAGCAGCACCGCCCGCAUUUGACUGGCUGCCACCCAAUAAACUGGCCGGUUUCAGUGACUGGUAUGAAAAUGCCAACCACACUGCGCGCGUGCAUUAUGACCCAGCACAUGAUCCUCUCCAUAUCUCCAACCUUGAAAAUGAGGUUCUCGAGUCUCUCCGCGACUCGCUUCAGAGCGGCAGUGUCAAGAUCAAGCACGUGUUACUUCUCAAGUUAGAAAGCACUCGUGCAGAUGUAUUCCCACUUCGCAAGGAAUCCUAUUUCGGGGACAUGAUUCGCGAAACAUUUAAAGAUGGCCACCUCCCCGCUGAGGUUGAAGAAAGACUGGCCAAUCUAACACCCACGGCAGAGAGACUUACAGCUACUUCCUCCGGGUUCAAUGGAAACAAUAAUGUGCCUAAUCCAUAUGGAGGAUUCCAUGCUACCAAUGCUUAUACAGGCGGUACCUUUACCCUGAAGAGUAUCCUGGCGACUGUCUGUGGUAUCUCUCCCUUGGUCGUGGACUUCAAUCGCGAAUACCUGCACCACGUUUACCAACCAUGUAUGCCGCAUAUCCUGGAAGCACUCAAUUCUCAGGCCAACCUGACCAAGACGGAGGACUAUACCUCUUGGCCGUGGCGAUCCACAUGGAUGCAGGCCAUCACUGAGGACUAUGACAACCAAAACCUUCUCACACCCGUGUUGGGAUUUAAGCACAAAGUAACCGACAUCAACAUUGCCGAGGAUCGUGCGAAGCAGGGAGGCCAGCAACCAAAGAAGUUCAAUUUCUGGGGAUACCCCGAAACCGAGCUUUCAGGUUACCUUCGUAAUGCAAUUAAAUCGGCAGAGAAGCAGAAGGAACGACUGUUCAUCUCGCACUUGACUGGUAUUACGCAUCAACCUUGGGAUAACCCCAAAGGUCAGAAGUACGAGGAAAUGAUUAGCCACGGCUGGGUGGGAAAGAACAAUAAGGUAAAUCACUAUCUCAAUACGCUUGGCGUUGCAGACAAAUGGCUCGCCGAGUUGUUGAACAUCCUAGAGGAAACGGGUGUUGCCAACGAGACCCUGGUCGUGAUGGUGGGAGAUCAGUAA
Messenger RNA from Penicillium crustosum, 1989 nucleotides. RefSeq lists its product as uncharacterized. NCBI's taxonomy places the organism in Eukaryota, Fungi, Ascomycota, Eurotiomycetes, Eurotiales, Aspergillaceae. Bases 1 to 1989 code for a protein of 662 amino acids. The transcript has 2 exons. The record is from RefSeq and is a predicted model, not a curated record.